UCCUGCCACAUAGCUGAAGACGGCGUCGGUGCAGGCGUUCCCUGUUUCUACUUGGAAACCAACUUCAUGUUUACUCCGAUCUCUGGCCGUCGGUAGCGGCGUCAGUGCAGACAGACAGGGAAAGGUAACGGAGGUAACUACACUUUUCUUUCAGCACAAGCUGAAGUCAUCGCAGAAGGACAAGGUUCGGCAGUUCAUGUCCUUCACACAGGCAGGGGAGAGGACGGCCGUGUACUGCCUGGCACAGAAUGACUGGAAACUAGAAAUUGCCACAGACAACUACUUCCAGAACCCAGACCUGUACUACAAAGAAUCCAUGAAAACCUCAGUGGACCGCAAGAAGCUGGAGCAGCUCUACAACAGAUACAAAGAUCCCCAGGAUGAGAAUAAGAUAGGCAUCGAUGGGAUCCAGCAGUUCUGCGAUGACCUGACUCUGGACCCGGCGAGCAUGAGCAUACUGGUGGUGGCAUGGAAGUUCAGAGCGGCCACGCAGUGUGAGUUCAGCAGGAAGGAGUUCGUGGAUGGCAUGGCAGAGCUAGGGUGUGACAGCCCUGAAAAGCUUAAAGCUAUUCUUCCCAGACUAGAGCAGGAGCUGAAAGACUCAGGAAAGUUCAAAGACUUCUAUCAGUUUACCUUCAAUUUUGCCAAGAACCCAGGCCAGAAAGGUUUAGACCUGGAGAUGGCUGUAGCUUACUGGAAUCUAGUUCUCACAGGUCGCUUCAAGUUCUUGGAUCUGUGGAACCGCUUCCUGCUGGAGCAUCACAAGCGGUCAAUUCCCAGGGACACAUGGAACCUCCUCCUGGACUUUGGCAAUAUGAUUGCAGAUGACAUGUCAAAUUAUGAUGAGGAAGGGGCCUGGCCCGUCCUCAUUGACGACUUUGUGGAAUUCGCUCGGCCGAUCGUGAUAGGGACCAAAUGCAACGCAACAUAAUGUUCGUCCCAGCUUCAUGCAGCAGAUGGAGUUUGCGUUUCUUCCAGUUUUCUUUUCCUGAAUGAGGUUUUGAUACAAACAAGCCAAAAAUGAGACUACUAAAUAAGCCUGACUGCAGCUUGCCGUUAGGAUUGUUCUUCCAACUGCAUAAGAUGCCUCGGAAAGGGAGAGACCUGGACAAGCCAUUUCAAAUGGAAAGCAGGAAUCAACCAGAGAGAGAGAACUAUAAAAAAAAAAAAAAAUGUUUUUAAGUUGUUGCUGACAGUGAACGAACUCUGGAAAUGCGAUGUGAAAAAGUUGGGUACGCUCAAACUGGGUGUAGAACUGCACCUGUGGACUCACUAAUCAGCACCCUCGGUACAGUGAGUCAAAGAGCUUCUGGCACGCGUAGAGGAUUAAGUCACUGAUGCAGUCGGGUUGUACGCUGAACUCUGCAUGUUUUGAGAGCUUCUGUGAAGUGUUGCCAUGGAUGUUGUUGGGGGGUAAAGUCAUUUUCACUGAGAUUGCGAAUGUGUUGCUCUCUAACAAUUACGCUGAGAGCGGGAGCUUGCUCGUCACUGUGUGAGGGUUAAACAUAUUGCCUCGUUUACAAUACAAUGCCACACUCCUCAGUUAUGAUUACAUAAAAGGCUAGGAAAUUACGAUUCACCUUAAACUGAGUGAAAAUAUUUAGCUCCACAGUUUGCGUUCAGACUUGGAGAGAGGCGCGUGUUUGAGCACCAGCAGAAUAAUGAGACUUUUUUUUUUAGACCAAAACUUUGACUUCAAUGGUGAAAACUUGGAGAUGGGUCAGUUUCACGUUAAUGUUCAUCACUGCUUUAUACCGAUGAUCCCUUCUGAACAUUUAGCUCUCUCCAUCAAUAAAAGCUGGAUUUUUGUGCUGCUCCUGCGAGCUGUGCCUCCUGCAGAGGUCCUGAGAACGAGGGAGGUCUUUCUUCUGGAUUGGGAAUAACCAAAAAAAAAAAAAAAA
Molecule: messenger RNA, 1901 nt
Organism: Archocentrus centrarchus (flier cichlid)
Lineage: Eukaryota; Metazoa; Chordata; Actinopteri; Cichliformes; Cichlidae
Gene: dcun1d2b
Product: DCN1, defective in cullin neddylation 1, domain containing 2b
Exons: 7
Coding region: 197-931 (244 amino acids)
Biological process (GO): protein neddylation
Cellular component (GO): ubiquitin ligase complex
Molecular function (GO): ubiquitin conjugating enzyme binding; ubiquitin-like protein binding; cullin family protein binding
Source: RefSeq, a predicted model, not a curated record